AGAGCUAGUUUCCACCACCACCUCAUAUACCGAACUAUGCACUAUGCAGCGGACAGUUGCAGGCCCAGCCCGCAUAACCCCGGGCUUUUGGAGUAAACAGAAGCCCUAUACCGAACUACGAGCGCCCUAAUUCGUCGUGUUCCCUUCUCCGCCUCUGCUUCACACUCGAAUUCCAUGGCAGCCAUCAGAAGAAUCGUCGGCUACAACAAUUCCGUAUCUCCCUUUCUUCUCACUUUCCGCAGAGCCAUUUCUUUCAAGCUUUUCAUCGGAGGACUCUCUUUUCACACAACAGAGAAAACCUUAUCAGAAGCAUUCUCAAAUUAUGGACAAGUUAUAGAAGCCAAAGUUGUAACUGAUAGGGUGUCAGAGAAAUCUAAAGGGUAUGGUUUUGUUACUUUUGCUUCACAAGAUGAAGCUGAGAAUGCCAUAGCUGAGAUGAAUGAAAAGGCACUGAACGGACGUGUUGUCUUCGUCGAUUAUGCGAAACCGGAUACUAAACGAAGUAUGGGAAUGCCAAUUGCAAGAGGGCCUCCUGAAGUUCUGAACAAACAAGAGAUAGUAGAUUCUCCUCAUGACACAUGAGAUACAAUACUGCGAGGUUUUGACAUUGUUACUUUUCUAAGGUGAGCGGUUUGCUACUUUAGAAUGUAAAGUAAGUGAUCUUCACCGAUAUAUAAUAGUAUGCACAUGCAUAGCAAAUCAUGAAUGUUUUGGAAUAUCAAUAAUCGGUUGAGAUUGCUUACUUCACUGUUUAAAGUGAAUUGCUAACUUUGAAUGAGUCGAAUCAAUAAUAGUAGCAGAGUUUUCUUUCAUCAGUUCUUACUUGCAUGUGGAGGAAUGAGUGAGUUUUUUUGAGGUUAUAGAACCAUACAACUAUUGAAGAACUGCUUAGUGUUAAGUGAAGGAUUACUGUAAUAGGGUUUGAGCUCUUCUGAGCAAGCUUGUAUAUAAAGUGAGAAGAUAAGGUGUGUUCACUUCUA
Vicia villosa (hairy vetch) is the source of this 980-nucleotide messenger RNA. RefSeq names its product small RNA-binding protein 11, chloroplastic-like. Gene Ontology annotation, molecular function: RNA binding. The transcript is spliced from 4 exons. The coding region runs from base 175 to 582 and encodes 135 amino acids. The record is from RefSeq and is a predicted model, not a curated record. Lineage: Eukaryota; Viridiplantae; Streptophyta; Magnoliopsida; Fabales; Fabaceae.